GCUUUUCGAAACGGCAGACCAUGCUGUCGUUCCGUAACUCAAACCAAACAAUCAACUGGAAAAUUUUAGGGCACAAUAAUGUUGUUUCACGUCCGCUCGUAGGUUUUCCUCGGAAAAUCCUUCGUUGUUCGUCAGAAAAUCUUGAAUUUCGCUGUGUUUCUACUUCGAUUUCGACGGAUUAUCGGCGUAUUUCAUCUGUUGAGAGAUCUGGCACUGCUGAAUUCGCUUUGUCGAGGUUUCGUACAAGAAUCGCCUUGGUCACGCUUCCUGUUUAGGUUUAUGGAGUUUUGGAUCUCACGGGGCUGAUGUUUUCCGUGGGAAUCUUUGAUUGAUCAGCAUUUCCGGACUCGAUCCGAAGGACAGCUGCGAAGAAGAUAUUGGGUUUUGAUUGCGCCGAGAGUUCGUGUUCUUGGGUUAUCAGGUGGGACUCUUUUCGGAGUUUUUGCUUUCUUAGGUUUCAAUUGAAGAAUCGACUGGAAAAUAGACAUGGAUUACCGGCCUUCGGACAGUAGUGGUACAGAUGAUGACUUACCUCCUUCACAUCAAAGUAGAUUUCAAAGAGGGGGCCGACCUGCUGGCAAUGGCAGGCCCUCUGUUCUCAAUUCUGCUCCUCAAUCAAGGAUGCAAAAUGACAUGGAAACUCAGAUUCAUCUAAUCGAGCAAGAAGCUUAUUGUUCGAUACUCCGUGCCUUUAAAGCUCAGUCUGAUGCAAUCACCUGGGAGAAAGAAAGUUUGAUCACUGAACUUAGAAAGGAACUUCGGGUAUCAGAUGAGGAACACAGGGAACUGUUAUCAAGGGUUAAUGCUGAUGACAUGAUCAGGCGAAUAAGGGAAUGGAGAAAGUCAAAUGGCCUUCAGUCUAGUGUUCCCCAACUUGUUCAUGAUCCUACUCCCAGUCCAACUGUUUCGGGAUCACGUAAGAAGCAAAAAACAUCUCAAUCAAUGGCUUCGUUGUCCAUGGGCCCACCAUCUCCUGCUUUGCACCCUUCAAUGCAGCCAUCAUCAUCUGCUCUUAGAAGGGGAGGCCUGCCACCAGGUCCAAAGACCAAGAAGCCGAAAGCAUCAAUGCAAUACCCUGCCCCAGGUGUUGCUGGAAGACCCCAAGCUGGUAACCUAACUGUUGCUUUAACAAAUGAACCUGCUGAAUCAGGAUCAUAUGAUCCAUUGAUCGGACGGAAGGUUUGGACGAGGUGGCCUGAAGACAACCAUUUCUAUGAGGCUGUUAUAACCGAUUACAACCCCGUUGAGGGACGGCAUGCUCUGGUGUACGAUAUUAAUACAGCGAACGAAACUUGGGAAUGGGUAAAUCUGAAAGAGAUAUCUCCGGAAGAUAUCAGAUGGGAGGAGGAAGAACCAGGAAUUCCACGGAAAGGUGGUCGUCCUGGUCAAGGCCGAGGGGUUAAAAAGACAAUGCCUCGUAGUGGUCCAUUAACUAAUGCAGGAAGAGGUAGGGGAACCAUGAAGACACAGCCCAAGGCACAGAAUGGCAUCGGGAAGAAAGCUUUAGGCGACAUCGAAAUACUCCACACCGAUACGUUAAUAAAAGAGGUAGAAAAAGUUUUCGGGUCGAGUAAUCCUGAUCCCAUCGAAGUAGAGAAAGCAAAGAGGGUGUUGAGAGAUCAUGAACAAGCCCUCAUCGACGCCAUUGCAAAGCUCGAAGAAAUAUCAGACGGAGAAAGCGAUGACGUGGGCCGUGCUUUCUUGCAUGGGCAACCACUGGACGAAGGGACAAUACGAUGAGAUGGUGGAAGGCGCCGACAGGAAUGGGUUUCGAUAUUUUUUGUUCCAUAGCUGUCUUUGUUGUUAUGUGGUAUUAAAUUAGGGUUUGUAGUUUUGUAAUAUGAUCCUUCAGUCUUUGAUGGUGUAAGACUGUACUGUCAUCUGUAUCUUCUCAUGGCUCUUCAAUCAAUAGGUUAUGUUAACUUAA
Molecule: messenger RNA, 1927 nt
Organism: Tarenaya hassleriana
Lineage: Eukaryota; Viridiplantae; Streptophyta; Magnoliopsida; Brassicales; Cleomaceae
Product: protein EMSY-LIKE 3
Exons: 11
Coding region: 487-1740 (417 amino acids)
Biological process (GO): defense response to fungus
Cellular component (GO): nucleus
Source: RefSeq, a predicted model, not a curated record